Sceloporus undulatus (fence lizard) is the source of this 8778-nucleotide messenger RNA. It is a transcript of the gene NKTR, whose product is annotated as natural killer cell triggering receptor. The record is from RefSeq and is a predicted model, not a curated record. The transcript is spliced from 13 exons. Lineage: Eukaryota; Metazoa; Chordata; Lepidosauria; Squamata; Phrynosomatidae. Gene Ontology annotation, biological process: protein peptidyl-prolyl isomerization; protein folding. Gene Ontology annotation, cellular component: nucleus. Gene Ontology annotation, molecular function: peptidyl-prolyl cis-trans isomerase activity. The coding region runs from base 3534 to 7568 and encodes 1344 amino acids.
AAAGGAGGUGAAUCUAUUUAUGGAGGAUAUUUCAAAGAUGAGAACUUUAUUUUGAAACAUGAUCGGGCAUUUCUUUUGUCAAUGGCAAACAGAGGGAAACAUACCAAUGGUUCCCAGUUUUUCAUAAACAGUGUUACAUCGUGCGCUCCAAAGGUAAUGUCUCAUUCCUCUAAGGCUGUGUUCUUUCUCUUCUUUCUUUCUUUCUUUCUUCCUUCCUUCCUUCCUUCCUUCCUUCCUUCCUUUCUGUUCUUUCUUGUCCUUUUCUGCUCAUAUGUGCAUUAAAUCUUGUGGUAGUAAAAUUCUUCCAGCUCUGAGAGAGAGGAUGUCUUUAUGACAGUGCUAUUUUAAAACCAUAAAUACAGUCUAGCCUCAUCCUCUCAACUUGGAAAAUUUAAGGUUGUGAAACAGUAUCAAAUUUAUCAAUGACUUGUAGAAAACCAGUUGUUUUCCUGAGAGAGCUCUUUCAAGGGCUCCAGAGGCAACAUUUUCUAAGCAACUCUUCAUUUAGAGGAAAUUGUACAACUUUGGAAAAGGGAGGGACGGACAGGUUCUUAUUCUAUUGUGCAAUAGAUUGUGGAACAAAUAUUAGUGGAAAAUGCAUUGGUUGUUAAAAACACCUGCCACCUGUUUUGAACAUUGCUCAAAUACAACCUUUCAAACUUAUUGGGGCACCUAAAAUAUGGAAAGAGGGAAGCAGGGCACAAUUUAUAAUGUUUGUUGCUCCAGUUGCUCAAGGGUACUGUUCACUUUUGUCUCCCUCAAUGACUUCUGUUUUGUUUUUACAUAUUUAUGGUUGAGUAAUAAAAAGACUAACUGUGAAAAUAAGUGGAUAUUUUUUAAAUGGAGAAAUCUCCAGAGCUGUAAUGGACAGCUGAUGUUCAGUAUUUCAAUCGGUAUUUGGAGUUGUUCUUCACGAUAUCCUUGGUAAUAUAUUGGAAGUUCUAUUCAAAGUAUUCUCUUCAGUAGCAUCUGCUGUAGUUUAAAGUAUGCCAAUUGCUUUACAAUAUGUCUCUUAUUCGUCUUCACAGCUCUUCUGCUGGACAGUAACAAAUGUUAUAGUUAUGAGAACUAAGACUGAGGGACAUGCUACUAGUUUCUCAGUGCAUUCAUGGCUAGAGUAACAUUUGAGUUUGUGACCUGAAGUCACAGAACCCCCAACUAUGGAAGCACACUAGUGGAAUGCUUAGCUGUUUUACGAAAUGUCUACUUACAGAUUAUUUUGUCUGUAUGUUGCUCAUGUAGUAGCCCUUGCAGUAUAGUGUAUUAUCUAUAUAAGAAUCAACUCGUGGUGAGGUAAUGUUUGGUUGCACAUUCUGUUCCUUGUUUGUGAAUGUUCUUUGGUGUUUGGAGCCCUUAAGCAUGUGUUUAAUGUUCACUGUAUUGUAUGUUUAUUUCUGUGAAAAUUAAGCAUAUGCCUCAAGUGUGAUACUGCCAAGGCUUUCAGGACUUUAAGUGAAACAGAAUAUUUUGUUUUAAAUUUGAAAAUCACAAUAACUCUAUGUCCCUAUUUCACUGAGGGCUUAAUAAACACAUUUCUACUCAAUAGAUGUUCCACAUAAUAUCCACAAGGGGUUAUGAUGUACAUUUCCACUACACACUAUGCUGCACAGGCCAAUUUAGACCCAGGAGAGGCCUUUUUUGAAACUCAAAGCAUGGUGAAAAAAGCCCCAUACCAUACCUCUUAAAGAAGUUUGGGUGCAAAACUAUUAUCAUCAUUUUUUGAGAGCAGGUGCAGUCUCUAAGGUCUCCUAGAGGGCUAAUGCGCUGCUACCCUAGUCUCCCACAGUUGUCCAUCCCUGGUAUAGGGAAUGUCUGUGACCAAAGAUACGUAAGCACCCCACCUCCCUUUCCUCUAGGAAAAUGAGGCAGAUGAGUUCCUUGGCCAUCAUUCAUUCAAGGCUUCUAAACCAGCACUAGUUUUUGGUGUGGCUGUCAAGAAUUGUGCGACCAAGAGCUGUAGUCCCUUAAUAAUAAACCUUUUAAUUUAUGGAAGUGAAAUUUAGAGAACUAUUUCAUUUAUAUGGACAAAUGUAACAUAUGUUAAGUAGGCUCAGGAGAAGGAGCUUUAAUAACAAUUUGAAAUUAUGAAAUGGUCCUUGUUUUUUGCUAGAGCAAUACUUUGUGUGGGUUUAAGGAGGAUUCAAGUGUGUUGUAUUUGAUUUGUGAUUUUUCCUGCAUAACCUCAGGUGGUUCCAUUCUAGAGUUGUAUUAUUGCACUGCCCUAUUGACAAAUGGGGACUGAGGAAACAUCGAGUCCUAAAUAGUCAUUAGGACUAUUAACAUGUAUGAUUAACAUGUACUGUAUGUAUGAAUGAACUUUCCAGGGUAGCAUUUAUGUUUAGAUGACCAAAAAUCUAAUUAUUCAAAGGGAAUUUGCUGGAACAAAUUUUAACAAGAUGCCUUUCUGGAUCAGAAUUAUAUAUAUUACAAUCCUCAUAGUGGAAUGAAUUCUCUGGAUCCUGAUGAAGUUCUUAAUGAUUUCAAAGCAGAGCUUUCCUGGAAAACAAGUUUGAAAGUAAUAUUGAUGAUGUUUCUAAUGUGCUGCCCCCAAAAAUGGUUUGGAAUAUUUGAAAGACAAACUAGUUCUUCCAGAUAGUAAAUUCCAUUUUUAAAAGAAGCUGAAAACCUUUAUAUAGGUAUUGAAAGAUAUCCAAAAUGAUAGGAACAAAUAAACAUGGCCAUCACAUUGCAAGCAGCGCAAAUGAAUUUCUAAGGCUUCGAUCAUGUACAUUUUAAUGUGAGAGUAAGUUCCACUGAAUUGAUAGAAUUUAUUUUGAUUGAAAAAUGAGGUGUAGGAUUGCAGUGAGCCAGUGUAAAUUCCCUCCACUCUGGCACACUCAGAUGUUUUAGAUUACAGUCCCCAUCACUCCUAAUCAACAGAACCCAUAGUCAGGGAUAAUGGGAGUUGUACCCCAAAACAUCUGGGAGACACAGUACAAGGGACAGCUAAUUUAUGACAUUCUUUGAGCAUAGACUUUCAACUACUACUUUUCUGUAGCAGUAUCUGUAGACCAUUCUUCAGUGAAAUGGUUUAGAACUGACCCAGGAGAGUAGUGAGAGACCAGCUAGUUUGCAGAAACAAAUGUUAUACAUUUCUGUGACUGAUAGGUUUGAUUGUUAAAAAGUGAUGUAUAGAGAUAAUACUUGUAGCCAUACCUAAUUUACUGUGAUUCUGAAGUUACUUUCAAGAACCAGAUUGCAAUUCUGUGCAAUGUGCAAUAAAUGAAAUAUGUGUACAUCCAUGAUAAUUCAUCCAGUUCCUGCCAUGGUGAAACUGAGAAGUUGAUUUGUUUAUAUGCACUGCAUGUAUUCCAUCUUAAUGAGAGGAAAAAACUGAAAAGUGUGGUUUUGUGUUGCAAUGUUAAUCACUUACUCAAAAGUCCCUGCAUUUAGUAUGGACCCAGGGGUUUCUGUACAAAACUAACUGUUGUAUUUUUUUUCUCCCCCUACUUUUUUGUUAUGUGCACCAUUCUGCCUUUUUACCUUCUCAUCUGAACACCUGAUUUCCCCCCCAAAAAAACAUCUUCUCAUGCAUGUUGGUGUUAAACAGAACUACAAAACCUGCUCCUCAUCUUGAUGGUGUUCAUGUUGUCUUUGGACUGGUUAUUUCUGGAUUUGAAGUGAUAGAACAAAUAGAAAAUCUGAAAACUGAUACUGCCAGUAGGCCAUAUGCUGAUGUGCGAGUUAUUGACUGUGGAGUGCUUGUUACAAAAUCAGCCAAGGAUGCGCUGGAGAAGAAGAGAAAAGUCUCAACUAAUUCAGAAGUGUCAGACACCUCCACCAGCAGUUCAUCUACUUCAUCAGAAUCUUCAUCUGACAGUGAAUCUGAAAAUGAGAGAAGCAGGAAAAGGAAACGCAAGAGGAGAACCAAAGCUAAACAGUCACGAAAGCGAAGAAGGGAAGAGAGGAAGAAAGAGGAGCCCAAUAACAGACAGACACCAGGACAAAGAAGCCACUCUGAAAGAAGUGAAGCAAAUGAAAAAUCAGACUUGAAUGCGAAAAGAGACAAACCUGUUGUGCGUCCUGAAGAAAUUCCUCCAGUGCCUGAAAACCGAUUUUUACUUAGAAGAGAUGCACCAGUUACAAGUGCAGAGCCUGAGCCGAAGCCCCUUGAUGUAGCACCAGUUUUGGCUGACCAGAAGCCCUCAGUAUCUAAAUCUGGAAGAAAAAUCAGAGGGAGAGGCACAAUACGAUACCAUACGCCCCCUCAUUCUCGCUCAUGUUCAGAAUCUGGUAAUGAUGGGAGCAGCGAAACGCCUCCACACUGGAAAGAGGAAAUGCAGAGAUUAAGAGCCUACAGGCCACCCAGUGGAGAAAAAUGGAGUAAAGGAGACAAGUUGAGUGAUCCAGGAAAAUGGGAUGAAAGAAGUCUGUCGCAGCGAUCAAGAUCUUGGUCCCAAAAUGGCUAUUCUGAUCUAAGCAGUGCCAAAUAUGGCAGCCACCACAGAAAGCACCGGAAAGAGAAAAAGACAAAGCACAAAAAGAAAGCAAAAAAGCAAAAGCAUUUGAAGAAGCGCAAGCAAAUUAAAAAGAAAAAAUUAUCUCCUUCGUCAGAUAUGGAAUCUUCUCGUUCCUCUACUAGAAAGACAAAAUCACCUUAUGGUCGCGAGAGGGGCUCUCACUCUUCUUCACUGACUUCAAGGGGCGAGUCCUCUAGAAGAGGCUGGUCUAAAUCAGACAGAGAUAAGCAGAGUUCUUUGUCCCUGUCAAGCAGAGAUUCCCAAUCAUAUUACAGGUCCAGAUCCAGGUCUAGAUCCAGGUCCAGAUCUUAUUCUAGAAGAAGUUCUAGAUCAAGAACAGCUAAUAAGUCUUCUCAGUCUAGGAGCAGAUCCAGAUCUAGAUCCAGAUCCAGAUCGAGUUCUGCCUCUGAUCAUCUAAAGAUAACAUCCACUCCACCCAAAAAUGUUGCCACUCGUUUAAAUGAGAGUAAGCCAGUUAAGGUAGAACCUGUAAGAACAGCACUGCCACAGAAUGAUAAGGUUGUGAUACAGCCUGUUGUUACUGAAAGCAUUCCAGUUAUACCCCUAAGUGACAGCCCUCCACCUUCUAGAUGGAAACCUGGGCAGAAGCCAUGGAAACCAUCCUAUGAGCGCAUUCAGGAAAUGAAAGCAAAGACUACUCACUUACUACCCACUCAAACAACUUACAAUUUAGUAAGUGCCAAAGAUGCUGGCCCAUCCUCUUCGUAUCAUAAGCGAGAAAAGAGUUCAGAUAGUGAGCACAGUGACUAUUCCAAAAAUCGGAGUGAGAGGAGCUCAGGUAGUUGGCGAAGAUCUAGGAGCAGGACAACUCGAAGUAGAUCCUACUCCAAGUCAUACUCCAGAUCGAGAAGUCUGUCCAGUUCAAGGUCUCGAUCAACACUUAGAUCCCAUUCAGUGAAUAAAUUUCCCAGUGACCAGUCAUGCUACAGUGGGUCAUCGUCUUACUUUUCUUUAAGUGAGGAUGACAGACCGAAAAGCAAAAUAAAAUCUGAGUACAGGGAGAGACAUUUACAGUUGGAAAAGAAAAGGCAAAGUAGUUCUGAAAGUACACUUCCAUAUGCAAAAGACACAAGUUCUCAGAAGCACAGGGAUAGUGUAAGCAGAUCUUCAGAUUUCUCCACAGACAGUGAGCAGUUGGUAAAACCACAGUCAACUCAAGAAAGGGGGCAAUUACAGUCCAAAAAAGCUAAUCGAAAACGAAAUAAAAGCUGCUCAGUUUAUGAUGAACAUGAAAAGAAGACUAGAUCUGAUUGGAGCAGUGACCAUUCCAAAAAAAGUGUUUUGAAGGAGAAAUCUGAGUCUCCAAGAAGGAGUAGGAAAUCGAAAAGGAAAACACGUGCUGGCAGUAAGUGGGACUCUGAAUCAAAUUCAGAAGGUGGUAAAGUCAGAAACAGUAAAGAAGGUUCAAGAUUGUCUUCUAGCAAGGAAGAAGGCGAAGCCUCAUCAGAUUCAGACACAGAUCUCAGCCUUGCCAAACGUAAGACAAGAUUAGAUUCUUCUUCUGUUGUAUCGAAGACAAAUAAGCAGUCUUCCCUUUCAGAGACGGAGAGUUCCCAUUCUACUUCAGGUGCCAGAGGGAAAUCCAGAAAACAAAAGCAUGGCUCCAAAAAGAACCUGAAAAAAACACAUUCCAAAAAAGCUAAAGAGAAGUCCAAGGGUAAAAAAGACAAGAAGCAUAAGCCUCAAAAGCAAAAGGAAACAUUUCAUUGGCAGCCUCCCCUGGAGUUUGGCGAGGAGGAAGAGGAGGAAGAAGAUGUUGUAAGGCCAGAAGCAAAAGAUGAAAGAGAAAAACAAGUUGCAACUGGUCCUAAAGAUAAAAACCAAGAACAGGAUUGUGAAAAUGAUAAGAUGGUCAAAGACCAACCAAGAGAAGAUGAAAAGCUCCAUGAACAGAAUACAUUGUUGGAUAAAGCUGUAGGGCAUACAUCGCCUGCUAGCCAGCCUAGUACAAGUAAUGGGGAACAAUCUACUUCAACUCAGGUUCCAAAUCCAGAUAAAAACAUUGAUGCAUCGGGAACUCCUGAUAGAGCAAUGGUAAGUGAAAACGAGGUAGAUGUCACCCAGAUGGAUGACAUGGAGAUCUGUACUCCAGAACAUAAUUCACCUUUCAAGGUUGAUGUGGAAUCUUCCCCUGUCAGUCUGAAGAUACACCUUCGGGAUGUUAAAGUUAGUAAGAAUACAGAUGUACCCAACAAUUCUGAAGCAGAAGGUAGAAUGCAAAGACUCAAUGGUAAAGAAUCUACUGAUGCCAAAGAAGACAAAGACAACAAAGAAAAAGAGAAACAAAAACCUAAGCCCACCACAACAGUUCUUGCUGUAGAAAGUAGACAGAAAACUGAAAUGGUUGAUAGUGCCCAAAGCAGCACAGUGGAUAAUAAAUGGAAGCCAUUACAGGGUGUAGGGAAUCUUCAGUUGGCCACUGCAGUUGCUUCUAGCAGUUCUUCAGAACCUAAAAAUCAGCCCUUGUCUUCUGAAUCGAAACCACAAGGUUUAAGGAUAGAAAUCAAAAGUAAAAACAAAAUUAGACCAGGCUCUCUGUUUGAUGAAGUAAGAAAGACUGCCCGGCUUAAUCGGAGACCAAGAAACCAUGAGAGCUCCAGCGAGGAGGAUUCAGCAACACGAGAAAACAGCCAAUCACGAAGCCGCAGCCGGUCAAGGAGCAAGUCGGAACCUAAAUCCAGGCACAGAACAAGAUCCCUUUCUUACAGUCACUCAAGAAGUCUAUCAAGCUCUACUUCCUCAUAUAGGUCACGGAGCUACACACGAAGCCGGAGCCGAGGGUGGUACAGCAGGGGCCGCUCAAGAAGUCGUAGCAGUUCCUAUAACUCUUGCAGAAGUCAUAGUCGAACCUAUAGCAGAAGCCGGUCCAGAAGCAGUUCCUAUGACCACCGUAGUCGAUCCAGCAGAUCUUACACCUAUGACAGUUAUUACAGCAGGAGUCGUAGUCGAAGCAGAAGCAAAAGGAGUGAUAGUUAUCACAGAUCCCGCAGUUAUGAUCGACGGUCCAGAUCCUACGGCUCUGACAGUGAAAGUGACCGCAGUUAUUCAAACAACCGAAGCCCUAGUGAAAGCAGCAGAUACAGCUGAAAGCAUCCUGUUGAAGAUGUCGAUUGUACUCAACUAGUUUUUUUAUUACUAUUAUUAUUGUUGUUGUUGUUAUUUUAACAUAUGAAACUGCCCUUGUCCUUACUCAAAGUAAAAUUAAAAGAUAUUUAGUGAGAUAAGCAUAAUUUUUAUGCUCUCUUUCUGGUCUAUGACAUUGUAUUGAUAUGAUUUUGGAUGUGCUGGUAACCUUGUGUUUUGAGAGAGAGAGGGUCUUCUGUACCAAAAUAAUCUGUAGGCCUGCUCUGAAAAAAUAUGCUGGCCUGACAACCAUGAAGCUGUGAAGAAAAGUACUGUGAGAAGUCUGCAUUCUACAGAGUUAACCUUAAAAGCUUACCUUAAAUUAUGCGGUAUCAGUUCAUUGGUAUCUUGUACGUACAUCAUAUAAGCUUGUACACAUACCUAGAUGGAUACAGAUAGUUAGGGUGGAGAUCCUCUCCUGGCUAUUACUGUUUCCCAUUAUACCUUGCUCUACUUCACAGGAGAUGCAAGGUCGGUUAUGUAUAAAAUACUUAGGUUCAGGGGCUAGCACUAGCUCUUUCUUGAACAAAUUAAACAUGUUUAUGCAAAACUCCAAAAAUGAUAGCAGGCUUUUCCAUUUCAAUUUUGUAUCCAUGCCAAUAAUAUUAUAGUAUUUGUAAAAGCAGAUCUUUAAAAAGCCCUUUUGACACAUUUAAUCGUUGUAUCUGCUAACCCUUAAACACUGGACAUGAAUUUAGUUGUUGGAUUUUCCCACCAUAUCCAACAUUGGGUUUCCAUUGUCAGAUUUUAUGCUGAAGCUAUAAAUCAAAGGGAGACGUGUGAAUUCAUUUUCAGUGUUCAUUACUGAACUGACACCAAAGUGUCUAAAUUAUCUGUCUAUGAGGACUUUUUAAUCCAGACGUACUGAAUUUUCUUCCUGUACUGUAAACUUCAGUAUACACAAGCGUUUUGUAUGGAAUAAUGACUUUUUUUCAGCAAAAAACACCCCUAUGCUAAGUGGGUAUGAUAACUGGGAGGGAAAUAUUACCUGUAACUCUAGUACUGAUAGUGAAUUUGUUAACUUUCUAUAAUUUUGAGAGGCUGUACAUUUCAUCAGUACUAAAAAUAGGUUGUUUUGUUUUGUUUUGUUUUGGUCCCAUGCCAAAAGUUGUACAUUUUAAAAGGCAUUUUUUCCUUUGAUGCAAUUAAAAACAUGAAUCAUUUAACUAUUAAA